UUUCCUGACGCGCGCGACGCAGCUUUUUGACGUACGGCGAAUGAGCUGAUUGCGCCGUGAUUAAUUUUUCAAUUACUACUAAAAAUAGUAAAAUAAGUAGUCUAGUCUUUCUUACGUGUAACGUAUGAUGAACGAUAAGAACGGUUACAAUAAUAGUGAUUUUAAGCGUAAUUCCAACCAAGACAUGCAAGCCGAUGCCGACCACCACGAUCAAGAUGGCGACGAAGGAGCGAAAAUAAAUGAUAAAGCCGGAGAAUACAUGAGAGAAUUGUUGAGUGAAAAAAUCAAACUAAACACUGCUAAAUUCCCGUACGCUACUAAACUCAUCGACCAGGAGGUUACCAAGGUGCAAGCGUCGGGCCGGCUUCCGCCACGGGACUUCAAAUAUGUCGAUGUGUACCAUGAGAAGCCGGUCAAAGUUACCGUUAAGGUCCUGGUGCCCCUCAAAGAACAUCCCAAGUUCAACUUUGUGGGCAAGCUGCUGGGCCCCAAGGGUAACACCAUGAAACAGCUGCAGGAGGAGACCAUGUGCAAGAUGGCUGUGCUGGGGCGGGGCUCCAUGAGAGACAGACAAAAGGAAGAGGAGCUCCGUAACUCCCUGGACCCCAAGUACGCGCACCUGACGGACGAGCUGCACGUGGAGAUCUCCGCGCUGGCGCCGCCGGCGGAGGCGCACGCGCGCAUCGCGUACGCCCUCGCCGAGGUGAAGAAGUACCUGCUGCCCGACGUCACGGACAUGAUGGGGGGACCCCCCAUGAGGGAAAUGGGACAGAGAGAUGGAGGGCAGCGGCCGCUCCUAGCCGGCCCUGGCCCGGCCGGUCGGCCCGAAGUGCAAUACCGCGCCUUCACGGCCACCAAACGGUCCCUAUCUUACCAGGGGCCCGUGGUCAGCGAAGGUCCGCCGCCGCGGGGCGGGCCGCCGGGGCGCGCGCGCAUGCCGCCAGCGCACGCGCACGCGCAUCACCACGCGCCGCACGCGCCGCCCAUGGGCCCGCCGCGUAUGGGCGCCAAGACCAAGGUCAUCAGCAUCCUGGACCGCGCGCGCUCCGCCAUGGAGUCCUCGUACGGGUACGACGACCCCUACGCCGCGCCCGAGCCCCCGGUCCGCGGGCCACCACGCGCGCCACCCGCCGACGACUUCUACUACGGCGGCGGCGGCCCGGACCGGUACUACGAAGACGAAGGCUACGGCUACAAGGAGGAGCGCGAGUUCAAGUCGUCGCGCGAUGUAGGCACGCGGCGCCCGCAGCACCGCGCCUACCAGCAGCAGCGCCCGCAGCCCUACCAACGCCCGCCCAAGUAAUUGCCCGCUCCGAAAAAGCGCUCACUGUAAGUAUUUCCACAGUGAGUAUACAAAACAGGAUCUAAAUCAACACAAAUACAAUAUGACAAGCAAAAAAUCAAGACAAAAAUCCUAAAAAAUGGACUCCCAAAACCGUGUGUAACCUUCAACUUGCAAGUACAUAAUUAUUAGUUAACAUAUUAUAAUUUUAAUUGUUUAAUGGACCAAAACUUUUAAACAUUCUUCUUAUACAGAAUUAUGUCUAGUUUGGUAAAAUGUUGCAACAGCAAAACACUAAAAUAUCAUCAGAUAAUUAUUUAGCCAUCUAAAUAAUGUUGAAAAGAUUGUGGUAACAAAUAUUUUAUUAUGUUUUUCAAGAAAAUGAAAAUGAUUUAUGUUUUUUUAUAUCAAUAAAAUUAAUUACUAAGGCGCACAGGAAUGCAUGCUCUGCCGAAAUCGUCAAAAAAAAAAAACAAAUUGUGCACCGAUUUGGUAAAUAGGUAAAAGUUUUAAAAUAUGAAUGUUUCGUGUAGACUUUUUGAACAAAAAUUCUUAAAUAUGCAUCACUUGUGUAAUAAGUAAGACGUUGCUUUUUAAAUAAGCUUAGGCAUUGAUAAUUUCAACAUGUUUUGAUGUAGCCUUUCAACACUAAAAAGCACUUGUAGUGUAGAAAAUAUUGGAGCGUUAUGCCCAUAAAAUGUAUCACUAAAUAUAACAAAACGCUUGUAAAAGAAGGUACCUUCACGUAGGGUUAUUAAAACAUGUUGAACCAAUUAUUUAGAUUUAAAUAAAUGUACUACACCAAUUCUUGUGUGACUAUGAAUAAAUAAAAUUAAAAAAAAUAAAACAAA
This is a messenger RNA of Cydia amplana, 2133 nucleotides long. Its product is annotated as KH domain-containing, RNA-binding, signal transduction-associated protein 2-like. Bases 125 to 1303 code for a protein of 392 amino acids. The transcript is spliced from 8 exons. The record is from RefSeq and is a predicted model, not a curated record. Gene Ontology annotation, biological process: regulation of alternative mRNA splicing, via spliceosome. Lineage: Eukaryota; Metazoa; Arthropoda; Insecta; Lepidoptera; Tortricidae. Gene Ontology annotation, cellular component: nucleus. Gene Ontology annotation, molecular function: mRNA binding.